CCCUAAGUAUUGUCAAGCGCAAGUUUAUACUUCGCCCAACAAUUUAAACUUUUGAAUUGGUUUUUCUAUCAUGGAACCGGAGUGAAGUUUCAAUCUCAAUACGGCAUUUUGAGCUUCAUCUCGCUUGUGGAUAUAUUCUUACACAUAUAUUUCCUAUUCCUCAACUCCUCAUGGUUUUUCUUUCGUGUGAUUAGAUAUCAUUCCAAGUUACAAGUGAAGAUGAAGUUAUUAAUUUCCACUUUGAAAUUUUGUGUGUAUAUGCAAAGACGUAUAGCAGUUUUAUUUACAUGUGGUCUCUCUCCAUGUAUCAACUUUGUUUGCACUUCUCAGCACAUUCUUGUUUUUUUUUUUUUGUUACAAAGAGAGCAGGAUAUAAAUUUCCAGACUUCUCCAAUGGAGGCACCCGCAAAGAACAUCCUAAACGUAGAAAGAUCUAGCCCCAUCGCGGUCCUACCAGAAUACGAAACGCCCAAGGGAUCCAUGUUCUUAAGUAGCCUCGAUCAAAUGGCUCCCGCAAUUGUGCCAACCGUUUAUUGUUUCGACAGGAGCGAUGCAAAUGUUGUAGACGUGAUUAAGCAAGCUCUGGCCAGAGUUCUGGUUCAUUACUAUCCAGUUGCAGGGAGGUUAGCUAAAAACUCUCGAGGGAAGUUGGUUGUCGAUUGCCAAAAGAAGUUAGGGGUCCCAUUUGUGGAGGCAAUGGCUGAUUGUGACAUCGAAAGUCUGGGUGAUACGAGAAUUUUCGAUUCUGAUGUUUUAGGUAAGCUUGUUUACAGAGAUCCUACGGAACAUAUACUUGAAGUUGCCCCCCUUCUAACUGCACAGGUGACGAAAUUUAGAUGUGGAGGUUUCACUUUGGGGAUCGCACUUAGCCAUUGCAUGGCAGAUGGUUUGUCGGCAAUGAAUUUUAUGAACGCAUGGGCUGAAAUAGCAAGAGGCGAGCCUUUAUCCCUCAUUCCUUGUCAUGAUAGAACCAUCCUAAAAUCAAGGUUGCCUCCUCAAAUCACCGGUCCUUACAACGAGUUUGUUCACAUAAGUGAUGUGUCAAACAUGACGGCAUUAUAUGAGGAAGAACAAUUCGUACAAAAGUCUUUCCACUUUGAUGCUGAGAAGCUGGCCAUCAUAAAAAUAAUGGCAACAGAAGACGGACAGGUAGCGAGCAGUUACACCAGCUUCAUAGCACUUGCAGCCUUCGUGUGGCGGGCUCGAAGUGUGGCCCUCAAAAUGAAACUUCACCAACAAUCAAAGCUUCUUUUAGCAGUCAAUUUCAGGUCUAGGCUAACAACACCAUUGCCCGAUGGAUACUUUGGUAAUGCCGUGGCCUUGCCCUGCUGUCUCUGCACCAUCGGAGAGUUGAUUCAGGAGCCGAUCUCUGCUUCCGCAGGGAGAAUAAAGAAGGCGAUCGAGUGCGUGACCGACGACUACAUCUGGUCGAGGAUUGACUAUUUGGACAUGUAUCGAUAUGAGGGAUUCGCUCUGGGCACGCUAGUAAUAAGUUCAUGGACGAGGCUCGAGUAUUGCUACACGGACUUUGGAUGGGGAGAGCCAAGGUUCGGGAUGGGUGACCUACUAAGGGAAACCUGCUUGUUUAUGACGGAAGGGAAAGAGAAAGGCAUUACGGUGGUGUUGGGUUUGCCCUUUUCAGCCAUGAAUACCUUCGAGAAGCUUGUUUGUGGUCCUAACGACACUUAACGCUAAUAUUGGUAUUUAAAAUUAGGUUACAAAAUGUGACCAACUACAAGUGGACCAUCAUAUUCAACACCUGAAUGGAAUCCGCCAUGUGACUUAAUAAUUCAAUUUUAGGAGUUUAGUCUUGAAUAUCCAUGAUAAUCAGUUGCCAUUCCGUGUAUAUCUCAUGACUUCUCAUGUUUUUUUCGUUACCAUUGUCCAAGACGAAUUUAAUAAAACAUGAUCUUUUC
Syzygium oleosum is the source of this 1916-nucleotide messenger RNA. Its product is annotated as omega-hydroxypalmitate O-feruloyl transferase-like. Gene Ontology annotation, molecular function: acyltransferase activity, transferring groups other than amino-acyl groups. Lineage: Eukaryota; Viridiplantae; Streptophyta; Magnoliopsida; Myrtales; Myrtaceae. The record is from RefSeq and is a predicted model, not a curated record. Bases 220 to 1689 code for a protein of 489 amino acids. The transcript is spliced from 3 exons.